This is a messenger RNA of Loa loa (African eye worm), 2062 nucleotides long. Its product is annotated as presenilin. Gene Ontology annotation, cellular component: growth cone; nucleus; Z disc. Lineage: Eukaryota; Metazoa; Nematoda; Chromadorea; Rhabditida; Onchocercidae. The transcript has 11 exons. Gene Ontology annotation, biological process: calcium ion transport; membrane protein ectodomain proteolysis; Notch receptor processing. The record is from RefSeq and is a predicted model, not a curated record. The coding region runs from base 607 to 1899 and encodes 430 amino acids. Gene Ontology annotation, molecular function: aspartic endopeptidase activity, intramembrane cleaving.
AUGUGAAAUCCCUACUUUGGAAUUACGAAAAGUCUCGCAGAUUUGAGUAUUAGGAUAAAUCGGGUCGUGUUUGCUGACUUCAUGCUAUUCCAGGAUAAAAUAACAGUUUGUAAUUCUUUUGUUUUUGAAUAAAAUCCCUGUUUGGUUACUAGCGAAACGGAUCAUUGGUAAAGGAUAAGAGAAUACAUAGUUAAUGAAGCAUAUUAUUCUAGAAAAGGAGCUGUAUAUUCAGAAUAAAAAGUUUACUGUAUAUGUCAUCAUGACAGUGGCAUUAGGAGUAACGCUUGGAUCGAUCAGGACAAGUAAAAUUUGUUUCGGAUAUUUCAGGCUACAAUUCAGUUUCCUUGCUUCAGUAAAUAAAAACGUUUUGUCGAGAACCACAAAGAAAAUGAGCCGUUCAUUAGGCAUCACGGGUUUAAAAGCCCAAUAUUGCUGCUUAUACUUCAUUCAAGUAUUCGUACUUAUCUUCUAAGUCUCUUUUACUUUUUCCCUACUUCGGCAAAGUGCUCUCUGUUUUUCUUAGAAGUGGACGAUGAUGAAGAAGAGUUGGAAUUUAAAUACGGCGCGCAACACGUUAUCCAUCUCUUUGUUCCGGUUUCCAUUUGUAUGGUGUUCGUUAUAUUCACGAUGAACACUGUUGGUUAUUAUACUCGCAAAGACGGCCAAUAUUUAAUUUACACUCCAUUUACGAAGGAAACUGAUGAUACUGGUGAAAAGUUAAUAAUGUCAUUCGGAAACGCGUUUGUUAUUUUGGGUGUGGUGAUGACAAUGACCAUUUUAUUAAUUCUUCUUUACAAAUUCCGGUUUUAUCGGAUCAUCAGUGCGUGGUUGAUAUUGAGCAGUCUGAUAUUACUAUCUCUUUUCACAUUCAUGUACUUGCAAGAAGUUUUCAAGAGUUACAACGUGCCAGUUGAUUAUAUAUUGAUUUGUGUUUUUAUUUGGAAUUAUGGCGUAAUGGGAAUGAUUUGCAUUCAUUGGAAAGGCCCUUUAAGAAUGCAGCAGGGCUACUUAAUAAUGAUGUCAGCACUGAUGGCGCUCAUUUUCAUCAAAUAUUUACCAGAAUGGACAGUGUGGACUGUUCUUGCCGUUAUUUCUAUUUGGGAUCUUAUCGCUGUACUUUGUCCAAAAGGACCGUUACGGAUACUUGUCGAGACUGCCCAAGAGCGAAAUGAACCGAUAUUUCCAGCACUUAUUUAUUCCUCUGGUUUGCUUUACGCGUACACAUUAAUUGGUGCAACUACGAUGGAACAGGAUACUUCAUGUGUUACAAGAAAUACUCAGUCAAAUUCUGGUAAUCAUGGAAGCGCAACUAGUUCAGCGGAUAAUUCACUGCCAUCAACGGCUGAAUUACUUCCAGCUACUGUUGCUAAUGAAAAGCGAGGAUUUCCUCAAGGAAAAAUCAUACGACGAUUUGCUCCGAUGCGUGCUACCAGUGGUACAGAUCAGGGCGUAGCAAAUGCUAGCUUGAAUGCAGAAGAACAUAUGGAUAAUAAUUCAAAAGGUGUCAAAAAAGAUCGGGCCACUGCAUUACUCAGUAAAGGUGGCGAAAGUAGUAGAACACGAGUGGUAAUUGCUGAUAAUGCCGAAGCUGAUCCAGAUAGAUUGCAGGAUCCAAGAUUUCCAGAUGAAAAAGGCAUCAAGCUUGGCCUAGGUGAUUUUAUCUUCUACAGUGUAUUGGUUGGAAAAGCAAGUAGUUAUGGUGAUUGGAAUACAACAAUAGCUUGCUAUGUUGCAAUUCUCAUUGGUCUAUGUUUUACACUCAUACUGUUGGCUGUAUUCCGUAAAGCAUUACCAGCCCUUCCGAUUUCGAUUUUUUGCGGAUUAAUCUUUUACUUUUGUACACGUGGCAUUAUUACACCUUUCUGUACCAGUUUGAGCUUACGGCAUUUAAUAUAUUAACUUUGGAAGGAGAAAUAUUGUAGUGAAUGUGCUCCUCAAUAAGUCUUUUCCUAUUUGACAAUCUCUUUUUUCUUGAUUUGUUUUGUUAUGUGUUAAGACACUUAUUUGUAUAAAAUAAUAAGUAAGGCGUUUUCAUCUGUUAUUUUCAUAUUUAUAUUUUUAU